Molecule: messenger RNA, 513 nt
Organism: Cyphellophora europaea CBS 101466
Lineage: Eukaryota; Fungi; Ascomycota; Eurotiomycetes; Chaetothyriales; Cyphellophoraceae
Exons: 2
Coding region: 1-513 (170 amino acids)
Biological process (GO): carbohydrate metabolic process
Source: RefSeq, a predicted model, not a curated record
AUGGGGGAAGCAUACGGCACCUGGAAGAUGGGCCCGGACGAAGAUUUGAUGCCAUUAAUCGAUAUCGCCAACGUAGCUUGUGGUUUCCAUGGCGGUGAUCCAGUGGUGAUGCACAAAACCAUCAAGCUUGCGAAGAAGCAUGGUGUUUUAGUUGGUGCGCACCCUUCCUUGCCUGAUCGGGAGGGUUUCGGGAGGCGAUAUAUCGACAUCUCACCAUCUGAUCUAUUCGACCAGCUAGUAUACCAAAUAGGUGCUGUGGAAGGUAUGCUACGAGCGGAGCAGAUGAAGCUGCACCAUGUGAAGACACAUGGUUAUCUGUGGAGGAUGUGCCAGAACAGUGACGCUCACUGUCGAGCAGUCAUGGACGCAGUCAAAGUCUUUGAUACUCGGAUCAUGGUCAUUGCAGGGACGAAAAUGGAGACUAUGGCCACGGAGAUGGGAUUUGAAGUCAUUCCCGAGUUCUAUCCCGAUAUUCACUACAACGAAAAUGGCCAACUGAUGUCUAUACUGUGA